Sitophilus oryzae (rice weevil) is the source of this 2223-nucleotide messenger RNA. It is a transcript of the gene rngo, whose product is annotated as protein DDI1 homolog 2. Gene Ontology annotation, molecular function: protein binding; aspartic-type endopeptidase activity. The record is from RefSeq and is a predicted model, not a curated record. Gene Ontology annotation, biological process: proteolysis. NCBI's taxonomy places the organism in Eukaryota, Metazoa, Arthropoda, Insecta, Coleoptera, Curculionidae. The transcript has 6 exons. The coding region runs from base 304 to 1632 and encodes 442 amino acids.
UGACUUUUGUUUUCCUAUCUUUUUUUGUUCACGAUUGUUGACCUGAAAAUUUGGAGAAAAAUUAAAUGUGUUUAUUAUUUAGAAACAGUGAAUACGCAGAUUUUUAUAAAUAGAUAUAUCUUUUGUAUUUUAACAAAAGAAAAGAUACAGCACCUAAACGCACGUACUAUUUAUAAUUAACCACAGUUCCAUACAGUAGUGACGUUCUGCAUUUUUGAUGUUUUUCAAAACAAUGAAUAAAUAAAAUUUAGAAUCAAUGUCCUCAAAUCGGUGAAAAAUAAGUGUAUUAUCAAUCAAACAAAAAUGAAGGUAACAGUGACUACAUUAACUGACUAUAUUUUUGUGCUUGAUGUUUCUGAAGAUUUAGAACUAGAAAACUUUAAAGCCUUUUGUGAAAUUGAAUCGGGAUUUCCCGCAUCGGAAAUUGUAAUAGCAUUUAAUGGAAUGCCUUUAAUGGACAACAAGAAGUCUAUGAAGGACCACGGCAUUCGGGAUGGCGAUGCAGUGAUUUUACAACAUAUGUAUUCAAGAUCCCAAACUGCUGUUGAUCAACAGCCAUCAGUUUCCAGUUUUGACUUCAGCAAUAUAGAGGUUCCAAAUAGCACCAGAAACAGGUCUACUGAAGAUGAUCCUGUAUUAAUUAGAGACAUGUUCCUAGCUAAUCCAGAUCAGUUAGCUUUGUUGAAACAAAAUAAUCCCAGAUUAGCUGAUGCACUUCUUAGUGGCAAUAUAGAUACAUUUGCAUCGGUUUUAAAAGAUCAAGUAACAGCUAGACAAGAAAGGGAACAACAAAGACUUAGAAUGGCUAAUGCCGAUCCAUUUGACACUGAAGCGCAAAGACUGAUUGCUGAGGAAAUUAGACAGAAAAACAUUGAAGCUAAUAUGGAAGCCGCAAUGGAAUACAAUCCAGAGUCUUUUGGAACUGUUGUCAUGCUAUAUAUCAAUUGUCACGUUAAUGGGUAUCCAGUAAAAGCCUUCAUUGAUUCAGGUGCUCAAACUACAAUAAUGUCGAGUAAAUGUGCAGAAAGAUGUAAUAUAAUGAGAUUGGUAGACACAAGAUGGGCUGGUAUUGCCAAAGGUGUGGGAGUUCAAAGAAUAAUUGGAAGGAUACACAUGGUUCAAAUACAAAUUGAAAAUGUAUAUCUAACCACAAGUUUUUCAGUGCUUGAGGAACAACCCAUGGACAUGCUUUUGGGUCUAGAUAUGUUAAAAAGACAUCAAUGUUGUAUAGAUCUUAAAGCCAAUGUACUUAGGAUAGGUACCACAAGUACUGAAACGCCUUUUUUACCAGAGAGUGAACUUCCUGACUGUGCAAGGCUAAGCACAUUUUCUGAAGAAGACGUUAUACAAAAAUCUAGGAAAGAAGCUGAACAGAGAGACUUACAGACUGCUCUAAAUAAUAGUAGACAAGCGGCAGCUAGCACAUCAGCACAAACUACUCCGUCAACAACAAACACAAAAGAUACUCAACCCGAUGGCCUUUUAGCUAGCGAUCGGUUUUCCGAGGUCGACGUAAAAGACUUAGUAACAUUAGGUUUUUCUAGGGAUCAGGUUCUUUUUGAACUUCGCCGUUUCAACGGAGACAAGACUCAAGCUACAGCGGCGCUAUUCGCCAAGUCGCUCAAAUUCUAGAUAUUUAGGUUUUCCUUUUUUAUAAGAGUACCCCAUAAACUGUAUUUCGAUUACGUAAUACGAUUUUUAAACUUCUACAGUGUCAUAGAUAAGGCGACAUCAUAUGGUUUUUAUUUAAUGCCUUACAGCGCUUUCACAUGCGACGGAGCGUCCGUGACCUCGAGUAAGUACCAUGAGUUUAUAUGAACAAUUUCACAUGGGCGCGUAUGCUCCGUCCGACGGAAUUUGUUCGACGGCUAUCUUGAAAAAACACGACGGACGGUCCGUCGCAUGUGAAAACGCUGUUAGGUGAAACUUUGGCGUUCAUUUUUUUUUGUUAAUUUGGAUUGGAUUCAAAAUUACGUAAAAAUGAGUGUACAAUUCUCACUUUUCAAAAAGAUCUUUUCGAAGUUUCAACUUUCAGGUUAUUACUUUAUGUCAAAUUUGACAGAUAACCAAGUGUAACUCGAGCGAGUCGGAAAAGUAAUAACUUGGCCAUUGACAUUUGUUAGUCAUGAAAAGUUGAUGUAAAAUAUUCAAUUUUAACAUCAAAAUAUUCAAAGCAAUCAAAUUCUCAUUAAAACCCUGAGAAAAAAACAAACGAGAGAAAAA